Molecule: messenger RNA, 714 nt
Organism: Planococcus citri (citrus mealybug)
Lineage: Eukaryota; Metazoa; Arthropoda; Insecta; Hemiptera; Pseudococcidae
Product: cornifin-A-like
Exons: 1
Coding region: 1-714 (237 amino acids)
Source: RefSeq, a predicted model, not a curated record
AUGUCUUCGAGAAAGAAACAUACCUCAAAUAAGCACAAAUGCUGUUCGCCAUCUCAACCGUGUCCUUGCUCUCCAUCGUCGUCUUGUCGAUAUUUGCGUCGACAAUCGCCGGCCAUCGUCGAAAUUCCUCAACUAUGUUGUAAUCCUGAAAUGGUCGACUUGACGACACCUUGUCGCACCGGAACCGUUCGCGUGCCCAGAGUGCAAUGCAAAAGCCAAUGCGUUCGCGUUCAAAGGCCUGAAAUACACUGCGAACCGUGCAAAGUGCCGAAGCCCUGUACGAAAUACAAAUCGGUCGAUAUACCUCAACCAUGCCCGAAACCUGUGCAAUGUCCAGUGCCCAAGUUAUGCUUCGAAUACCAACCGUGCGAAGUUAUCAAAUCAAAAGUACGCAGAUUGGAUGUGAAACUACCUAAACCGUGUUUACCAAAAAUCACACCACCCAAAAUGUGUUGCGAGCCGUGUCCAAUCACUAUUCCAAAAAUUAAAUGCCAGACAGUCAAAUGUUGCGUACCGAAGCCCGAAUUGCCUCAAGUUACUUUGGAAUGUCCUAGGUUUUGUCCUAAACCGAUGGAAGUUUGCAUUCCUAAAAUAUGCUCUGAUGUGCAAAAAAUCAAACUCAUGAAGCCGAUUAUUCGUAUCGAAAAGCCACCUCCGUGUCCUGUGGUAAAUGUGUGCUGUCCGAAUCCUUGCGCCGAUCGAGAUCCUUGUUAA